Messenger RNA from Talaromyces amestolkiae, 1395 nucleotides. RefSeq lists its product as uncharacterized. Bases 1 to 1395 code for a protein of 464 amino acids. The record is from RefSeq and is a predicted model, not a curated record. The transcript is spliced from 3 exons. Gene Ontology annotation, cellular component: endoplasmic reticulum lumen. NCBI's taxonomy places the organism in Eukaryota, Fungi, Ascomycota, Eurotiomycetes, Eurotiales, Trichocomaceae. Gene Ontology annotation, biological process: response to endoplasmic reticulum stress. Gene Ontology annotation, molecular function: protein-disulfide reductase activity; protein disulfide isomerase activity.
AUGCCAAACCAUCUGCAAUGGGCGCUGCUUGCUUCCCUGCUGGGAGGAGCAUCAGCUGCUGGCCUAUACACUAAAAGCUCACCUGUUCUCCAGGUGGAUGCGAAAAACUUCAACUCGCUAAUCAACAAGUCUAACCACACAUCAAUUGUAGAAUUCUACGCACCAUGGUGCGGCCACUGCCAGAACCUCAAACCCGCCUACGAAAAAGCCGCCAAAAACCUCGAAGGCCUGGCCAAAGUCGCCGCCGUCAAUUGCGACGAUGAAGAAAACAAACCGCUUUGUGGGCAAAUGGGAGUCCAGGGCUUUCCCACAUUAAAGAUCGUUGUCCCCGGUAAAAAGCCCGGCAAACCGCGUGUGGAAGACUAUCAGGGCCAGAGGUCGGCAAAGGCUAUUGUCGAUGCGGUUGCUGAGAGGAUUCCCAACCACGUCAAGAAACUCACAGAUAAGGACUAUGAGAGCUGGGUAGCGGCCGAUGAGUCCCCGAAGGCCAUACUAUUCACUGAGAAGGGUACUACGGGUGCGCUCCUGCGUUCCUUGGCAGUUGAUUUUCUCGGAGGUAUCAACUUUGCGCAAAUCAGAAGCAAAGAGACCAAGGCAGUUGACCAAUUCGGAAUUACUUCGUUUCCAACUCUUGUGCUCCUACCCGCCGGAGACUUGGAGCCGGUGAUAUAUGAAGGAGAAAUGAAAAAAGCGCCCCUACUCGAAUUCCUCAGCCAAGCUGCUCAACCCAAUCCUGACCCAGCUCCAACCGCGCCGAAAAAGAAGUCGAGCUCACCGAAGAAGCCUGCUUCGUCGUCCAGCUCGACCGUUCUAGACAGCGACUUGCCCACGGACUCCCCCAGCCCAGAGGUAGAAAUAUCGCCAGAAGAGAAGCCCGUCAAAGUUCCUAUCAAGGCUCCCGAAGUCGCCCAGCUCGCCACCCCGGAAGAUCUAGAAUCGAAGUGUCUCAAUUCCAAAUCAGGCACCUGCAUCUUAACCCUCCUACCAGAGCCAGAGUCACCCGAUACUGAGCUCUCUGCGCCCGCAAAAGAGGCUCUGUCCACCGUCUCGGAGCUCUCGCACAAAUUGAUUGGACACCAUCUCCCCUUUUACAGCGUACCAGCAAUCAACUCUCACGCAAAGAUUCUACGUAACGAGUUGGGCAUUUCUGACACUAGCGCUACGGAGAUAAUCGCGGUCAAUGGUCGACGAGGCUGGUGGCGCCAUUAUUCCUCCGAAGAUGGAUUUGGUCUCCACAGCGUCGAGAGUUGGAUUGAUGCGAUUAGACUCGGUGAAGGGUCAAAGAGUAAGUUGCCUGAAGGUGUGAUCAAGGCCGAAGAAGAAAAUGUGGAAGAAAAGGUAGAAGAGCCUGAAGAGGAGAAAGUAGAAAAGGAAGUGCCACAUGAUGAGCUUUAA